Messenger RNA from Prosopis cineraria, 814 nucleotides. RefSeq names its product auxin-responsive protein SAUR24-like. The transcript has a single exon. Lineage: Eukaryota; Viridiplantae; Streptophyta; Magnoliopsida; Fabales; Fabaceae. The coding region runs from base 129 to 404 and encodes 91 amino acids. Gene Ontology annotation, biological process: response to auxin. The record is from RefSeq and is a predicted model, not a curated record.
UCACAAUCUGCUCAAGUACUCAACCCCCGCCGUCUCUAUAAAUACACCCACACACCAUCCUCCAUGUAUCUCAUCAAGUUUUCUCACAUUGCUUAUAAACAAAUCAAUCUUCUUCUCUCAUUGAAACAAUGGCUAUUAAGCAGAUCCUUCGUAGGUCUUUUUCAAGAGGGAAAGAAGGAGCUUCGAUGUCUACAAAGGUUCCAAAAGGGCAUUUCGCAGUGUAUGUAGGAGAAGAGCAAAAGAAGAGGUUUUUAGUACCUGUAUCAUGCUUGAACGCACCUGAGUUCCAAGAAUUGCUAAGCAUGGCUGAGGAAGAAUUUGGGUUUGAUCAUCUCAUGGGUGGUCUCACAAUUCCUUGCAGUGAAGAUAUCUUCAUCAAUCUUACUUCUCGCCUUGUACCAUAAUGUUUUUCCCAUCUGCACUUGAUCAUGAAGGUUCCAAUUAUACCAUGUCAAGAUCACAAAUGGUUCGACUUCAAAGCCUACGCAGUUGAAUGCAGGCACAAAUGUUACAACUUUGGAAAGAGUGAAAGUAACAGCCAGUUAAUUUGUUGUUUAAGCUCUAGGAGAUUUCAUGGUUGGAGCAUUUGUCUCAAGGGGAACAAAAAUUGUAAUUCUUCAUCUAAAGGAAGGUGGCAGAAACACCUCCAUUGAUCUGCUAGUAACAUCUAGCUCCCCAGCGAAGACAUAAUUACACAAUGCCAGAGCUGCCCCAAUAAUUCUCUUCAUUCUUUGAUCCGGAAAAUUGAAUUGUAACACAGAUAAUGUGAAUUGUAAAGUUUCAUUCAUUAAUUGGAAAAAAAAUAAUAUUGAAA